AUGUCUCACAACGAAGAUCUCUGGACAUGCUGGGGCCGUUACACAAAUGAAGCAGCCAUCAAGGCAGCUUCGAACUUCGACGAGAUUGUCCUGAAUUUUUCUGGUCGCACUAUGUUCGCCGUUCACCCAGUGCCUACCCGUUAUCUAAACAGUCUGAAUCCAGAAGAGCAUCGCAUGCUCCGCCAACACCUGGACUACAAACUUCGUGAGGGCGUGCACGAUGACUUUGACCGGGCUGUGGGUGAGACGCUUACCAACUUGAACACGCUGGCUAACGUGGGACGUCAACGCAAUGUUCAAUUCGACAACGAAGUCGAGUGUGAUGAUGGAUCUCGAUACCGUUCGCCUUUGCCAGGUGACCGGCCUGGACAGGGGCUCUUCAAUGACUUUGUUCCUCCAAUGUCCUCAGAUGAGUGGCGUCCUCGACGGAAUGCUCAGUCCGGAUCACAGCAGCACGCUUCAGUUGCUACAGAUCCUGCGGCAGAGUACUACAAUGACCCUAUGCUACCACCUGGAUCGGGGCCGGGCUUUUGGCAACCUAUUUCGCCACACCUCACCAACCGUGGCUAUUCUGCUCCUGAAGAGAACAAUGUCGACGAUCAUAGGCCGCCCCGGCGAUUGCGUUCGAUUCUGAGGUCUGUCGGCCAUCGGUUACGUCCACAACAGCCAUUACAUCCGGAGGAACUUCCCGUACGCGCCGAUUCUCCUCGCCGUAGUCCUCGACAAGACAUACAAGGACGCAAACCAUUGCCGGUACGAGAGAGCACUUCUCACGAUGCACAUUCACUGCAAGAGCAGAUGAAUAAGCCAUUUGAAUCAGAUGACCGUCCGUCGAGUUUCAACGCCUUGGAUCCGGAUCUCUACACUCUGCGGCCGAACCACGCUCAUAUUUACGAUACCUAUGAUUCAGUGCCUGAACACCGUUCGCAAGAUUGGGCGGCUGAGCAUGGUGAGACUCUUGCGCCAUUCCAGGAUUGGCCACAACGACGGGCAAAGUCUUCAACUCGGCGGCUAGCAGCCCAGACGGUUGAGGACGACGAGCAAUUCGCUCGAAGCAUGCAGCAGGAUUUCGAUGAUGAAGGCGUCGCGCAUGAGCUGCAAUCCAAGCUGCAUGUGGGUGACCGUCAAGAUGUGCUUGGUACCGAAUAUCGAGGUCGGACCAAUCAACAACCAGCUUCUAGGUAUGACUACGAUCAGCGCUUUGACGAAGACCGGUUUGAUGAGCUCGACAAGGAACGACUUCCACGCAUACCACGCGUGGGCCGCUCUGCUCUGUACUCUGGAGGUGGUGGUAUGCUGCGUGGCGUUGGUGUGGAGCAUCGACGUUUGGAGACUAGACAUCGAUCUGAUGAUAGCGAUCUUUACGAAGGUAGGCAUCAUUAUGGGAGUGGUCAUCGUCAUAGGGAUAUACAUCACGCCGAGGAUGAACACCGACUCCACGGCCGCCAUCGAGCUUCCAGCAAGUAUCGAUCGUCCGCCCCUCACUCCCCUUUUGGCCCCUUUCCCUCCUCGCUCAUCCGCACCGUCAUCCGCAACGGCACACGCAGCGAUUUCUUCGAAGCGCUGUACACACUACAUCCGAACCAAGCUCCCUCGGUGUAUCGUAUUCAUCGCUAUCGGAACGCUGAGCGGACGUCACGGCACGAGCCAGCGAUUGAGGCGAUGCUACGGGUUGGGCGCGUGAAGGAUGUUGAACGCGUGUUUAGAAAGGAGAAUACAAAUGCGUUGUUUGAAGAGCUUGGGAUGGAGUCGAAGGAUCGGAAGGUGUUUUGGUAG
Didymosphaeria variabile is the source of this 1776-nucleotide messenger RNA. RefSeq lists its product as uncharacterized. NCBI's taxonomy places the organism in Eukaryota, Fungi, Ascomycota, Dothideomycetes, Pleosporales, Didymosphaeriaceae. The transcript has 2 exons. The coding region runs from base 1 to 1776 and encodes 591 amino acids. The record is from RefSeq and is a predicted model, not a curated record.